Messenger RNA from Diorhabda carinulata, 1368 nucleotides. It is a transcript of the gene Fitm, whose product is annotated as acyl-coenzyme A diphosphatase FITM2. Gene Ontology annotation, cellular component: endoplasmic reticulum membrane. Bases 100 to 1200 code for a protein of 366 amino acids. The transcript has a single exon. Lineage: Eukaryota; Metazoa; Arthropoda; Insecta; Coleoptera; Chrysomelidae. The record is from RefSeq and is a predicted model, not a curated record. Gene Ontology annotation, biological process: phospholipid biosynthetic process; lipid droplet organization; lipid storage.
AUUUGUCAUUUUAGUUAAAGUUGACCAAUCACGUCAAUAAAUAUGUAAAUUAUAGUAAAAAUUUUUAGUUUUGUUUAGAAGAAAAAAUUUUGAAUCAAAAUGGUUAGUAAAAGACGUUCGAUUCACGCAACUAAUCUAAAUUUUAGACCGAAUAUAAAUGCCUGCAACAAUUCAGAACCAAAAGGCACUAAACCUACAAGUGAACCUACGUCCGUAAAAGAGAUUUUAGUGUUAAUGGUUAUGUACUUGUGUAAAAAGUCGUUAUUUUUUGAUACAAACCUAAAAGUAGGAAUAUAUUUAGCAUGCCUUUUCGUCAUAUCCCUAAUAGCGGAUGUAUUAAUGAUACCAAAAACUUACCUUUCAAGAUCAGACAAUGUACUUAACAAGGUGUUUGUGAAAUUUGCAUGGGGAUGGAAUUUAACACUUAUUGUACCUUUUAUCAUUUUAACAUCAGUGACUUAUUGUUGUGGAAAUAAACAAAAGAUUUUAAAGAACCAUAUGCCAAGAAUAGUAAUUGCCACAUUUUUUUGGUGGUUUUGGACAUCACUGUUUAAUUUCAUUGAAGCAUCUCUUGGUAGAUGUGCAAAUAAAGAUUUUGAUAGCAAAAUACUAUGUUUGAGAGAAGGUCACGUAUGGAAUGGUUUUGAUCUUUCAGGACAUUCAUUUAUAUUGAUCUAUGGUAGUUUAUUUUUAAUAGAAGAAGCAAGGUGUAUAGUAAAUUGGGAUGCUAUCAAAGAUUAUAUAAGAUUAGAAGAAUAUCAACGACAAACAAGGGAUUCUAAUGGUAAACCCAAUCCAUUACGCAACUUAACAGAUUCGGAAUUGAAGGAAGUGAAGACCAAUUAUGAAAAAUUCACACCUUAUAUAAGAUUACUUUUUGUAUUAGUAGCAGUUAUCCAAAUUUUAUGGGAUGUCAUGUUAAUAAGCACAAUGUUAUAUUAUCAUAUUAUGAUUGAGAAGUUUCUUGGAGGUGCUUUUGCUAUAUUAACGUGGUUCUUUACCUAUCGCGUUUGGUAUACCAAGCAAUCAUUACUUCCCAGACUACCAGGAGAUGGUACUUUUAAAUAUAUUAAAAGGACUCCAGUUCAAUCUACACCUGUCCGAUCUAGAAGAAAAGAUAGUUUGACUGAUCAAGGUCCUCUAUUUAUGGGUAUGCCUAUUUAUGCCAAUUAUAAGCCUGAAGAAUUAUCUGUACGAUAGUUUUAGAAAUUUGAUGUUUUUAUUAGUUAUACUUUUGUUUUUUGUAUAAUUUAUAUUUUUUAUGGGAGUUGGGAUUGUCAGUAAUGGGGAAAUCAGGAUUGUUUGUUGAAUGUUUGGUGAAAUUUACAUUACCUGAAUUGAAGGUACAAAAUAAAUAUUUUAAUUAUC